Molecule: messenger RNA, 1137 nt
Organism: Cavenderia fasciculata
Lineage: Eukaryota; Evosea; Eumycetozoa; Acytosteliales; Cavenderiaceae
Exons: 10
Coding region: 1-1137 (378 amino acids)
Source: RefSeq, a predicted model, not a curated record
AUGUUGUUCAAGAAUCUAUCCCAACUUUCAGCAGUCUCUGGUCAUUCUAUCCAAAAUUCAUCCAUCCAACCUAUCCAAUGUGCCAACAGGUCGACAUAUAAUUUGGUGAGUGGGUGGCUAAGAGCAGAACAAAUGAACCUAGUGUGUAUUCAAAAAGAGGGGGAAAAGAAGGAAGAGGAGAAGAGUAAGAUUCCAGUUCAAACAGAGGAGGAAAAUAAAAAGGAAAAGAGUGAGAUUACAGUUCAAAAAGUGGAGGAAAAGAAAAAGCAGGAGAAAUCAAGUCAACAAGAUUCAAAUCAAGGUGUCAUUUCAGAGCCAGUAAGAAAAAAAAGGGAUAUUUUUCAAUUUGGUGAAACAGAUCAAGCCAAACCAAAGAUGGUGAUCAACAAUUUCAAAAGCACUCCCUACCACAGUGAACCAACAAUAUUGAAAUACCUAGGUUAUUAUGGUGAUGCUUUUAAACAAGAGUUUGGUAAUUAUGAACUAGAUUACAAGGUGUCUAUCACUUACCUUACUGAACCAGCCACUUUAGAAUACAGAGAAAACAAAGGUCUAAAAGGUAACCCAAACUAUAAAGACGUAAUAACAUUAGAAAAAGGUAAUGAUCAUCGAUUGAAUCCUAAAAAACUUGGGGAACCUCUAUCGAGUAACUCUGUCGUUAGAAAUAUUCCAGUCCUAAACAAAGAAAAUAAUAACCAGCUCUUUCUUGCAUUUUCUAGGUGGUCUAUUCUGAAAUUGCUUACCUACACAAAAGAUAAAGAUGUAAAAGUAGAUGAACAAAUCACACAUCAAGCUGUAGUAGAUGAACAAAGCUCAUAUCAAGAUGUACUUUUAGAGAAAUUUGUUAAAGAUAAGGGAUAUAGUAAUAAUGACUUUAGAUUAUAUCAAUACAUUUACCCAAAAUAUCGAUACAAUGAAAUUGAACAAUCAACCAUCAAAGAACUUGCAAUUCUUUUAAAACAAAGCUCUGAUGAAGAGGUAAAAGAGUUUUUGUCAAAAAAUGAUGGAACCUUUUUUAGCAAUGAUAAUUUGGAUCAAUUUAAAAGAUUCGAGAGUGAUAAAGAUCAACUUCCAGCACCAGACAGAAAAACAAAACAUUUAAGAAAAUUAAAAUGUACUGGUGAUAUUUGUAAAUAA